Messenger RNA from Falco peregrinus (peregrine falcon), 5216 nucleotides. RefSeq names its product tyrosine 3-monooxygenase-like. Gene Ontology annotation, cellular component: cytoplasm; perikaryon; axon. The transcript is spliced from 11 exons. The record is from RefSeq and is a predicted model, not a curated record. Gene Ontology annotation, molecular function: tyrosine 3-monooxygenase activity; iron ion binding. Gene Ontology annotation, biological process: dopamine biosynthetic process from tyrosine. Lineage: Eukaryota; Metazoa; Chordata; Aves; Falconiformes; Falconidae. Bases 1381 to 2436 code for a protein of 351 amino acids.
UGGGCCCCGCGGCACCUUGGCCUGGGCUCAGGCUGGGCCCAGCUGCGGAACAGCUCCUCUGGGGCUGGCACUCACUGCGGCCUGCAAAGCCCUUGGUGCUCGAGGUCUGGAUGGGCCCAUGCUCCUCAGGAUGCCAAGACCGGCUUCCUGGGCACCGUGGUCCAAAAUUCACCUUGGGUUUGUCUGUCUCAUCCAGGAAAUAGAUGGGCAAAUCGAGACCUCCUCAGUGCUCUGUCUUGGGCUCAGGGGAACCACAGUGCUGUUGUGGUCUCUGGGGAACAAAAUUUGGUUACAUUAUCUUUAUCUUCCCUGGCCAGGAAGAAGGCAAGAGCAAUAUAGCACUGGGGUGUGUGACCCAGCCAGGACCAGUUAAGAGGCACAUCAGAAACAGCUCUAUCUGUGAAGGGAGGGCAGAGAGGUGGUCUUCUCUGUGGACCUGCGAGAUGGCUUUCACAGGGGCUCCACACACUGUAACUUGGGCUAUGUAGAUAUGGGUGCUCAUACCCAGAAACAUGUUUGUGGACGUCAAGGGAUGCCAUGCCCUGGCAGGAGCAGAGCUGAAUCUCCCUUGAGCUUGCCCUGCCACCUAUGAGCGAGAUGUGACCCUGGGCUUUUUGAGACACUCCUACUUCCUGGAGAUAAAAUCAUGACAAAACCAAGUUCCAACAGAGGAACUUAGCCUGGAGGCAAACUCGGCUCCUGUAGGGCUAGGGCUGAGCAGAUCCUGUGGUCAGGAAAAGCUUAGAAGUAGGCAAUAAACUUUGUCUCUGCUCAGGUCUCUCUGACACUCCCAUGGUUGUGUCUCUGCAGAAGGGACACGGCUUGGAUCGGACUGGGGUGUGCAGGGAGACCCCCUUUGGUUCUCUGGGGGCAUGGUCAAUGCAGAGAGGGGGCCAGUGAGGUAAGAGAUGGGAAGGAAGGGGAAUUUCAGAUGCUCUACAGGGCAGUCCAGACUGGAAGAUGUAAAUGGAGAUCAGGCUCCAUAAAGGAGCCCGUCUCCAGGGUUGAACAGCUUGCAGACACCUUCAAACAGAGCAGGAGGGCCAUGCUUUGAAGUUACCCAGAGGAGGAGGGUUCUUUUGGGCUCUUGCGCAGAUCCUACGCAGGCUGUUUCCCUUGAUGUGCCUGGCAUGGCCAACAUAAAUGUCCCUACACCUAACACAGCAGUAACCAGCUUGCUCUGCUGCUGCCUCACAGCUCUGAUCUCACUACCCGCACAGACACAUCUCCAGUCCUACCACAUCCCCUGGCCAUUGCUGCAGGACAAGCACUCACAUCCUCAAGCAGUUUCUGCUCAGCAUCUGGGAACUGCAAUCCACUCCUCUGUCUUCCAAUGAAGACUGACUCGGUGGUGAUCUCAGGCCAAAGGAAGAGAAGGAGAUGCAUGGCACAGAGCCAUUGAACAAGCGAGACAGCCCGGACUCCAACAGGGAGGAUGGCAGAGCCACUCUCAUCCUGACCCUCACCCUCUGCAAUGUGAGCAAAACUGAGCUCUCUAAGGCAGCCAAAGUCUUUGAGAUGUUUGAAACUCAGAUCCAUCACUUUGAAACCAGACGAGCCAAAAAACCUAAGAAUGCUACUGAUUAUUUUGACAUUUUCAUUGAAUGUGAAGUUCACAGUGCUGAUGUUAGUAUCCUUAUCACUUCCUUAAAAAGAGUGACAGAGGACGUGAAAACUAGCAGAGAAGAGAAAGUGCCCUGGUUCCCCAGAAAAAUCCAAGAUCUGGACAGGUGUCACCAUCUGAUCACUAAGUAUGAUCCCAGUUUGGACCAUGGUCACCCUGGUUAUGCUGACCUGGAGUAUAAGAAACGGAGGGUGUUCUUUGCUGACCUUGCCUUUAAUUACAGAAUAGGAGACCCUUUGCCUUGCAUUGAGUACACUGCGCAGGAGACUGCAACGUGGAGGGAAGUCUACAGGAAGCUGAGAAGCCUUUACCCUACUCAUGCUUGUACACAGUACCUGGAUGCUUUCCAGCAGCUGGAGAAACACUGUGGCUACCAAGAGGAUAACAUACCUCAGCUUCAGGACGUCUCCAGAUUUUUAAAAGAGAGAACAGGUUUCCAGCUGAGACCAGCUGCAGGUCUGCUGUCUGCUCGUGACUUCCUUGCCAGCCUGGCAUUUCGUGUCUUCCAAAGCACACAGUAUAUAAGGCAUUUCUCUUCUCCUAUGCAUUCCCCAGAACCAGACUGCUGCCAUGAGUUACUGGGUCAUGUUCCCAUGCUAGCUGACAAGGAGUUUGCCCAGUUCUCACAGGAUAUUGGACUGGCUUCUCUUGGAUCAUCUGAAGCGGAGAUUGAGAAACUGGCCACACUUUAUUGGUUCACUGUGGAGUUUGGUCUCUGCAAGCAAAACGGAUUGAUCAAAGCUUAUGGGGCAGGACUGCUUUCAUCUUACGGGGAGCUUACGAGUCAGACAUUGCUGAGCUCUAACAUGUAAGAGCAGAUGAUCCAACUGAGAUUAUCACAGGAAAUCCAAGAGGAAUUUGAUCCGGUCCUUUGAACUUUCAGUAAGAUUUCUUAACUGUGAAGUACACAAGGAACUAUGUUGACUAUUGUCAUAUUUGGCUAGAGACCCCUUGUUUUACCAAACUGUUCUCUAGAAAAUGACCCUUUAUCCCUAAAAUGUUUCUGAUGUUUCCUGAAAGAGACAGCAAACACAGAGGAAAGAUAUAUUCUGUGCUCUAGAAAAUCUUAACCUGUCAAAAAAUUCACACUCCCAAAGGUAAAAGGUAGUUAGUGCUUCUUAGAAGGUCCACUUAAAUUUAUUAGCUCAAUUUACCUUUUGCCUGGACAACUUACCCCAAAUCUAAUCACUGAAGUACACAAGGUCUUUACUGAAGAGGUACCUAUUGCCCAUUUCUCUUGUUUAAUAAAUUUGUUUCUUGUUCCUCCAGAGUGGAAAAGAAGUUUUGGGUCCAAAAUAGCGUAUACAUGCAUUUCAUGAUAAGAAGACUUACCUUCCUCAUCAGUUCACUGCUCCGAGGAGGAUUUCAGAAGCAGCAUUUCAUAUCCAGGUUCACUACUUUCCCCAUGACAACUGGGAUGUUCGAAAGAGAAGCAUUCAAAGUGGUACCUUAGUACCUUAGUGUGCUGGUCUCCUUUUUUUAGAACUGGAUUUGAUUUCACUAGUUUGAUUUAAUUACUGUAUUUAAACUCUGAAUAAGUCUGGACUAUGGUUUUUCUAGGUGGUACGAUAUCCCAGACUCAUUCUGAAUAAAGGUACUGCUAUUAGAGGAAUUUCAAAAUGUUUUAGCAUUUCUCUACAUGGCAGACAGAAUGGUUUUGUAAUGUAAACUUACCUAACCUAAGCUGCCUUGCUUGCGCACUGGUAGCUGUCUCAUUGUGCCAGCAAGGAGCUUGGUAAGGGCUACUUUGCCCAUCUUGGGAGAGUUUUGCAGCCUCUGCUGAAUUCCCUGCUCCCAUGACCAGACUCUCCCUGCUGGCACUCAUCUGCAGCCGGAGGCCAAGUCUGCUGCCUUGAUGUCUCGGUGGAAUCUAAGUUCACUCUUCAGAUGUCCUAGUAUGUGCCACAGUAAUGCCAGUUAAUAAAGUACUUGCCUGACCUACAUCAGUUUUGAUUAAGAGCAGAACACCCCAAAACUGAGACUUGGGACUCCAGGAAUUAUGGACCAGAGUGUUUAGAGGCUGUGCAGAGCUUACAUGGCAGACCGAGUUGCCUUUGAAUGUACUAAGAUUCAGGCAUAGCAAAGUCAUUCUCUCUAUCAAGAUGUUCGGGGCAGUUUACCCUAAUUCUGCACUUCUUGUAUGUUUAUUUGCCAGUAACUGAGGAGUCCAGGUAAUGACAUCACCUCAGGAUUACCCUUUUAUCCACAAGCACUUCCACAUCCCCACCUACCCUUUUAACUACUGCUUUUUCCUUGGACUUAAUUCUAGACAGGGAACUGCCACAUUUCAGCAUUCUGGGGCUUAGGAGAAACAUGUAAGUGCUUGCCUAAAAGCCAUAGUUAGCGCAGGGAGCUACUCACAAUCAAGCAGUAGGCUAGAAGUAGGGUGCAUUGAGACCUCACUUUUGGGAUAUGCCCAGAGAGGCACUGAGGGGUCUUCUCAGUCAGCACAAUCCCAAGAAUGCCCAUGAAGUUGACAGAGACUGUAGAAACUCCUGUGGAGAUCAGAAGAUGCUUCAAACUGAGUGCUUCUUAACAUCCUGCUUGAUGGAUAUAAUAGCAACUGUUCAGGCAUCUGGUAGCCUUUGGCUAUGUGCUUCCUAAAGAGUGUAUAUUACUGCAUACUGCUUAAAGAGCACAAAGGCUGUUGGUAUGUGGUUAAUAAGCAAUGCACAAGCCAGAAUGUGGUAUUUAGAAAACCAAUGUGUUUUUAAUGUAAGUAGACAUUGUUACUAAUAUCUAAAUUAUAACCCCCCCACACCUUCCAGACUGAGUCCAAAGCACCUAUCCUUGCCAGGGACAACAAAGUAACCCAAAUAUGGAGUUUCUUGGUUGAGAUAGUUUUGAGUCAUGACAUUUCUUUAAAAUAAACAUUAGGAAAUUAUCCAAAAAGUGAGAUCACCCCGCUUUCUGAAGUAUCUUCCUAUCUCCCAAAUGUUUUGGCUAAUAUCAGUCGUUUGCUGAAAGCUUAUAGUCUGACAUAGAAUUUUGCCUGUACAAUUUCAGGUGGAUUAAUUUCAGCUUGAAAAAGUCAGCGUGGGAUUCAAAGUCAGGCUCAUUAUGGAAGAUCUUUCAUCAUACUAAACUGUGGAAGAAAGAAGCAUCUCUCCAUCUUGUAUUUUCUCUCAGUCAGCACUAACAAUAACUUUGCCUCUGCUACUGAACAGCUGAGCCAAAAAACCAGAAAGACAAAAGCCAAAGGCAAACCAAGAAGACAAGAAGCAGAGACAGCAAUGAAGACAGAGAGAGAAAAAACAAAAUCUACCCCACAUACAAACCUUGCUCUGAAAGCUCAAAGAUAGGAACAACAGUGUCUGUAAAAGUCAGCUUUGACAUUAGGAGAUGACAGCAGCAGCAGACAUGGCAAAGCACCUAACAUGACCUACUGUCAAGAAAAGCUAAUGAAAACAAGAUGGGAAAAAUAAGGGAAGUUUGUCACUUUAAAAGAGAAGAGUAAUUUUUAACACUGACAGUGUGCAAACCAAUCAAAUACUCAGAUGUUGGAUCAGGUCCAUAUCAAAGUAACCCAGCCUAUAAUUACAUGAGCAUCGAAAAAUGUCAAAACACAAUAAUAAAGAUACUGUGGAGUUGC